Molecule: messenger RNA, 1248 nt
Organism: Phragmites australis (common reed)
Lineage: Eukaryota; Viridiplantae; Streptophyta; Magnoliopsida; Poales; Poaceae
Product: VQ motif-containing protein 11
Exons: 1
Coding region: 477-1034 (185 amino acids)
Source: RefSeq, a predicted model, not a curated record
AGUCACUUCUCUCUCUCUCUCUAGGUCAGUCGGCAUCUAUCUGUAUGAUGUACUGAACCUAAAGAGUGAAGUCAGAAGAAGAAGAGACACCAUACGAGCCGGCCGGCCGGCCGCCCCCUCUCGCAUCCUCGUGUUCGUAUGUACGUGCCUAGGCGGCCAUGGGCUAGUGAAAGAAGCAGAGGAAUCGAUUCAGGGCCGGAAAAGAUGCAUCAUGCAGCACAUGCAUGUACGCUGCCCAGUCGCGGGUCGGUCGUCCGUAACAUGUACACGGCAAUAAAGCAGAGCAAAGGUUUUUGAGGCAGAAAAGACCCCUGUCCUGCGACGAUCCAUCGACUCAUCGAUCCCUUUGGCUUUAAUGCAGCCUUUUUGUCCCUUAAAAAGCUACUAGCUUCUCCCGCCUUUUCCUCACGCGCACACCUCACCUCACCUCACCUCUUCUUGCUCCUUGGCUCCUUGCUUUGCUAGCUAGCUAGCUCAUGGCGUCUCGCUCGCCGAAGAUGGUGAGAGAAGCUGCCACGAGCUGCAUGGACGCGAACACGACGUUCGUGCAGGCCGACCCGGCGACGUUCAGGGCGCUCGUGCAGAAGCUGACGGGGGCGCCGGGUGGCACGCCGGCGGAGAAGCAGGAGGUGGUGAUGACCGUCGCGCAUGCGCCGCCGCCGAGGCGGCCGAAGCUGCAGGAGAGGCGGCGCGCGGUGCCGGCGAGGCUGGAGCUCACGCGGCGGCAGUCCUUCUAUUACCACCACCACCACGGCCUCGUGCACUCGCCGGUCUCGCCCAUGGACGCCUACCUCCUGGCCUCCUCCUCCUCCUCGCCGUCGCUGUCGUCGUCCUCGUCGAUGUCGCCGUCGACUCAUUCGUCGUCGUCGUGCGGCGUGGUGAUAAGCAAGGAAGAGGAGGAGAGGGAGGAGAAGGCCAUCGCCUCCAAGGGGUUCUACCUGCACUCGUCGCCGAGGAGCGGCGGCGACGGCGAGAGGCCGAAGCUGCUGCCGCUGUUUCCGGUUCACUCCCCCCGGAGCUACUUCGCCUCCUAAUCACUAGUCAGUCGUCACCUGGUCAAUGUAUUCCGGCGAUGCUAUGUUCAUCUACCUAUAGCGCCUGUUUGCAUAAUUAGAAAUUAGAUGAUCCAUGAAUGCAACUCUUGCUGGUCUUAACUAGGUUUAAUUUUCUGAUCCUCUACUGUAUCUCAAUCUGAUAAAGUAUGCCAGCCUUACUUUGUGCAUGUGUGCGCAAGUGGCAGUAGGUUUC